This is a messenger RNA of Lodderomyces jiufengensis, 945 nucleotides long. It is a transcript of the gene CTM1, whose product is annotated as cytochrome c lysine N-methyltransferase. The record is from RefSeq and is a predicted model, not a curated record. The transcript has a single exon. Gene Ontology annotation, molecular function: protein-lysine N-methyltransferase activity. Gene Ontology annotation, biological process: peptidyl-lysine trimethylation; peptidyl-lysine monomethylation. The coding region runs from base 1 to 945 and encodes 314 amino acids. Lineage: Eukaryota; Fungi; Ascomycota; Pichiomycetes; Serinales; Debaryomycetaceae.
AUGCCAGUCAAAAUAUCAAAAGAUGUGAGAAUACCUGGUAUUGAUAAUAAUGAUAAAUUUGCAAAAUGGGUUGAUUCCAAAUGUCAAAGUAACUUAACAAUUGAUCAUAGUUUAUUAGGUGGAAUAGGAUUAUUUUAUGAAUCAACAGAAGAAGUGCAAGAUGAUGAAGAUCAAAUAAUUUUGAGAAUUCCUCCAACCUCAGUAUAUAACAUGGAUACACUACUUGAUUUACUAUCAGAAUUGAAAAAAAGGGAUAAACAACAUACCGAAGAUGCACCAAUUAUCGAAUCACAAUUAAUUAACAACCUUUUAAAAAUACUUCAACCUGAAUCAGAAACUAUUAUCAUAUUCUCAUAUUUAUUAGGAUUGAAGAUUUUACAAAAUUAUAGAAAUAGUCACAAAGGUAAUGUUGAUUAUUAUAUCAAUUCCCCCUCAGUAGAAUUUGAUACUUAUCUACAAAUAUUAUCCAAUACAUCGACAUAUUGUCCAUCUGAAGAAGAGGCUCAACAACAAGAACCAAAAAUAAAACACUUUAAUCAAUUAAAUCAAUUACUACAAAGUGAAUAUGAUGAAUUGAUGUCGGGAUUGUCAGAACUAUAUCCGGAUGUCAGGAUAAAAGAAUUAUUACCUUAUCAAACAUUUUUUCAAAUAUAUAGGGCUCUUACAUCAAGAACAUUAGAGAUACCUAAAGCCAUUCAAGAAGAAGGCGAUGAAGAUAACUUCACAACAAACAUUACAUUAGUUCCUAUUUUGGAUUAUGUAAACCAUAACAAUCCAAAUAAUGCAUAUUUUGAUAUAGAUAGAAAAACAAAUGAUAUUGUCUUAAAAUUGAAAAACAAUGAAAUACCCAGGGAUAAUACUAAAUUGGAGAUAACAAUUAGUUAUGACACAGAUGAUCAAACUGAUGAAUUUUUCAUUACUUAUGGAUUCACACCUGAUUCUUAG